GACCUGAGUGAUUUGGUUCCUCUUGCACUAGCGAAAAACAGUAACACACAUAGACUGCUGAUUGCAUUGCAGGAUGAGAUGAGAUGAGAGGAACAAGAAAGAUUUGAUUUUGUAGAGAAAGAGACAGACAAAAACACUCAUUUAUUGUCUUUUCAUCUCUCUCUCUCUCUCUCUCUCUCUCUCUCUCCAUCUCUUGGUUCAUUCGUUCGAAAAAGGGGAUCGCAACACACACACACGGAAUUUUCUCAAGAUUUAGAAAAAAAAUGGAAGAAGCAAAGGCACUUCAUCAGCAACAGCAGCAACAACAGCAACAACAACAACAACUAUUGAUUCAAGAACAACAGCGACAACAACAACAACAACAUUUUAUGCUCUUACAGCAAUUGCAAAAGCAGCAGCAACAACAACAGCAAGCAGCUGCGAUUUCUCGAUUCCCAUCCAACAUUGACGCUCACUUGCGUCCCAUAAGACCGCCUCUCAAUCUUCAACAAAACCCUAACCCUAACCCUAAUUCCAAUCCCAUUCUUAAUUUACACCAGAACCCUAAUUCAAACCACCAGCAGCAGCAACAGCAAAAGAUGAUCCGACCCGGUAAUCAAAUGGAGCUCCAGAUGGCUUAUCAAGACGCUUGGCGGGUCUGUCACCCGGAUUUCAAGCGACCCUUUUCUUCUCUUGAAGAUGCCUGCGAGAGAUUAUUGCCAUAUCAUGUUGUGGCAGAUUAUGAAGCCGAAGAGGAUGAUAGGAUACUUGAUUCCGACACAACUGGCCAGAUGCUUUCAAGGUCCCAGCAGUGGGAUAAUAAUAUUGCUGCUAAAAUUGCUGAGUUUACCGCAACUUUUGAGAAGCAAGCACUUGCCUUCAACAUAAUAUCGCAAAAGAGAAGUUUGGGAGAAUUUCGGUCUGAGGAGAGACUAAUGAUUGAACAGGCACUUCUCCAAGAGGAAAAACGGGCACUGAUCGAAUUAAGAGCUGAAUUAGAAUCCAGGGAGAAGGCUGGUCGUGAAGCCCACGAGGCUAAACUACGGAUGGCAGCAAUGUAUCAAGCAGAGCAGCAGGCAAGGGCUGAUUCACAGUCUCAUGCUGAAAUGAUGUCUCGAGCCCCCAUAAGAGGGAGUGCACUUGGAUCCCAAGGGAGUGAUAUUGGGAUUGUUGGCCAUGACAUGGGAGAUCAGGAUCACGGUGAGAUGAUGAAUGGAUGGGGAAACAAUGCACAGAGAGAUGAGAAGGAGCCAUCUGAGGAUUUCUUGAACGACGAAGCUGAAAAUGGUGACACUGGCACGCCCGAUGGCUGGCGUGAGGUUGGUGAAUUUGAUUUGAAUGCUAGAUGAGAUGCUUGAAUAAGCUAUUCGGGAUAGCUUGAAUUAUGUGUAAGGAUCACUAUCCUUUAUAAAAAAAAAAAAAAAAAGCAUUUUCAUGUGUAUCUGCAAGUUAAUAUUCUUGCGAUUACUAUUUCUAAAUUUACAGGGGCUGAAGUAAAAUCUAUUGAACCAAUAUUAGAUUGGAUGAAUAGCAAGUUUAUGCUAUUAGCCUAGUGUUAGCACUCACAUGGUUGGAUUGGAUCAUUAGGUCCAAAAGCAGUGUUAUAUAAGCACAAAUAUUCAGUCAAAGUGUACAUCUUAAAUUUUUCUGGGAAACUCUACUUUCACCAUUCUAUACCACCAUUUAUUUUGGUAAAAA
This is a messenger RNA of Medicago truncatula (barrel medic), 1677 nucleotides long. Its product is annotated as transcription factor SPT20 homolog. The transcript has 2 exons. Bases 264 to 1328 code for a protein of 354 amino acids. The record is from RefSeq and is a predicted model, not a curated record. NCBI's taxonomy places the organism in Eukaryota, Viridiplantae, Streptophyta, Magnoliopsida, Fabales, Fabaceae. Gene Ontology annotation, biological process: positive regulation of DNA-templated transcription. Gene Ontology annotation, cellular component: SWI/SNF complex.